Molecule: messenger RNA, 2052 nt
Organism: Rhipicephalus sanguineus (brown dog tick)
Lineage: Eukaryota; Metazoa; Arthropoda; Arachnida; Ixodida; Ixodidae
Product: glycosylated lysosomal membrane protein B-like
Cellular component (GO): lysosome
Source: RefSeq, a predicted model, not a curated record
CUGAACCCGCCAGCUGGCCUCGCUUACGACAGGUGACACACACACCUCGUGACUCGCAUUUCUGCAGCUACAAUUGCUACAAUCAGCUGCGAGCGUUAUCAGCGUGGCCGAAUUUCGAGACGGCAACUUUCGCUGGCAAGUGUAUCAAAUGACAGGCGCGUGACUGGGCGUAUUGUAAAGUGCUCCUUAAAAUUGUGGAAGUCAUGAUCGCGAAGAUUUUAUUCGUUACUCUGCUCGCGUCAACUUGCGCAGCGUAUCAACGAAAGCUCACAGCUCAUCUCAACCCAUUCUGUGAUGACAAGGAGGUUUGUGGCCUCUGCUACGUCACGGCCGAAGGUUCAAAUGACACCCUGCAUUAUUUUUGGUCUGCACUGGGCGCACCAGCUGCGCUUGCCAUCCAAACCCCACCUAGACACCAGACUCAUCUUUUGGAGUACAAUGACCCGGAGAACAAGGCCCAUCUAAACACCACUCUGAAGAAUGGCACCCACUACAUUGAUCAGAGCCAGCUCCUGUGGAAGGAAAUUCAGGGCUGCACUGGAAAUGGAAAGCUUGUUACUGCCACAUUUGUUGCUUAUGGAACCAGCUCUGCUAAGGAUGAGGGGUUUUUCUCAGGCAAUGGUACCAUUCAAUUCACGCUUGAAGUCCAAGACAGCGAUGGCCAUGAUAUCCAGUUUCCGCAUCUCCUCUACACGAGCAACAGCAGCCAAAUUCAGCUCUCUUUGCUCAACCUUUCACCUCAGCUAGGCAAGACGUCACAGUUUGGAUUCGAGCUGACCAUUCUCGAUGACUCAUCUCGUAACAACACCUACGGUAUCAGCAGUGCCCGAACCUUCGAUGAUGAGUACACACCAGGUGUCUUUACAAAUGUGGCCCUGUUGACGAGCACGAAAAUUCUUCAUCCACCUUUUUAUCUCCAUUGGAAGCCAGUCUGCUAUCGGGACCCAGGAAGAACAGUGACACUAUCAGUUGAUGCUGCAUAUCAAAACCUCACCUAUGCUGCAAGCUGGUGGAACUUCAAUGUGGCGACAGCAUGGCUCGCACACAGAGCACCUAACGUAGCCUCUUCAGCCAUCACUGUGGCCUUCGGCUCAGAAGGUGAUGGCUGGUACCAGGAAAACAACUACGCUACAUGGGCCAUGUCAAGUGGGUUUGGAGAGCGGCCGCUUGAGCACGUUUCUGCGACAGUGCUGUCAGUGACCUCUGUUGGCCUUGGAAUUCCUGCCAUCAUUGCACUUGGCACUGUGAUUUACGUGUCUGUUCAUAAACCGGAGCCAAAACUGUGAUCCAAGGCGCCUCUAGCAAAAUGGAUGACCUACCUCUACGACUCUCUCCCUCAAGAGGGACUUUUUGCAUGCAAUGCAGUGUUGGUGAAACGUGUGCGGACUUGGACUUCUCUCCACCAACGGUCACAGCUAGUCCAUGAUGCCCAUGCAGUUGGGUACCACUACAACAUUAUCUUUUUUUUUAAUUAAGCCUGCACUAAUGUGCAGCACAUCAUGUUUGUUAUUCUCAACAUGUUCACUUGUUUUGUUUUAUUAUCUGAUGUUUCACAGGAAAGCUGUGCAACAAAUGACCCAGCUUUGUUCCUAAAGUUGUAGUCCUCUUCCACUUCCUUAAAAAUACACGUUAGUUAGGAGUAAUGAUUUGCUUGUUUUUCUGCUUCGAAAGAAGAAAAAGUGAGAGCAAUAAAGCACAACCACAGAGUUACCAAAAAUGGUAUUUAUUACUGCAAACACUUUGUAAAAAAAAAAAGGAUGGAACUUGCACAGUACUGAAAGGCACUUGCAACUUCUACAAAUGUUCCAGAGAUCUGGCUUUGCAUGGCAGCAUAUACAGCUCAUUUCAUUAUGACACACACAAACAGACAUUGGCACCUAAACAGUAACAGUGUGGAAUUGAUUCCACUAGCUGGCACUCGUGGAGUGUCCUUGGCACAUGUUGGGAAAAUAUCACUGUCUUUGGGACGCGGCAACAAAACUUGUAGUGUCUUGCACCCAGCAAGAGUCUCCAUAGUCGUCGUCGUCAGGCUGGUCUAUGACUACAAUAAAA